AUGGGCAACAGCAGAGGGACGGCGAGAGGAGCGGUCGGAGGCAGCAGCGACACGGGGAGGGAAGACGGGGUUGCCGGCACGCCGCGUGAUUCCGGAGGCUCCGCGGCCCGGGAGACGGCGGCGAGAAGCGGCGCAAACGAGGGGAAUGGGAACGCUGGCAGCACGGGGAGGGAGGACACAGGCACACAGCGUGCUCCUGGAGGCCCCGUGAUCCCGGCGCUGGCGGCCAGAAGCGGCGCAACCGGGGCUGCUCCCCGCCUGCCGUCGCGAGGAGGGCCGGGUCCGAGGGGCUCAGGUCCAGGCCGGGAGAGGAGUUCCACUGGGCCAGGGAAUGUGAUGAGUCCAUGCUCCGACCAGCAGCAGAGUGGCGCGGCGUCAGACACGGUUAAGAACAGUGCUUCAGGUUCCCUGUCAAGAGAUUCAGACAGGAGCGCUGGCUCUCGGAAUGGCGCAGAAACACCGACGAGUGAGGGUGGCAGGAACGGGAACGCUACCAGCUUGUUGAAGAAGCGGAAAAGGCUCAGCAAUUCGAGAAAUUACGUGAAUUUAUUCAAGACGGUCAAAAGAGCGAAUGACGCAGAUGUAGCCGUUGCUUCUCCUGACAGAGUGGGCAAGGAAAACACUUCAAGUGGGCAUGUCGCAGACAGCAACAUCUCUAAGCUACACAAAGGUAGCAGCUUAACUGAGAACAACAAGAGACAUUCAAGCGAUGCUGCAUGCAAAGUUUCCAGAAGUCUUGGUUUUGGUCUACAUGAAACUUCAGAGACAAGAGUUAACCAAGAUUCUGUACCGGUUUCAGAGGUACAGCCGCGUAAACCUACCGAUGUGCCCCUGCAAAAUAUAACGGAUGAAAGCAGUCUUCCAGGGAAGGCUAGAAAUCGAUCCACUGCCCCUGCAAGACAAAGCUGUUUAUCAUCAUUGCAAAGUGUGCCAGUAUCUCUUGUUCACUGUGAAGAGAUCAAGAACACACUUGGAGAUGGUGAACCUAUUAGCGUUCAGAAAGAAGUUUCAGCUUCAGGACAUAGCAAGGUGAUCCCAUCUGAUCAAACCGAUGGUAACUCCAACAUAUGUGUUGCUUGUGGAACCUCAGGAACUCUUAGGUCUUGUGAUGGAAAAGGUUGCCAAACUAGAUACCAUAUCUCUUGUCUGGAUCCUUCCCUGGAAUAUUUGUCUCCUGGAAUUUGGUUCUGUGCCAGCUGUACAAAUAAGAGGUUCCAGUUUGGUUUACAUUCUGUUGUUGAUGGAAUAGAGUCGGUCUGGGAUGUCCAGGAGGCUGAGGGAAUGCAAAAUAGCAUGCUUUAUUUUGUUAAAUAUAAGAAUCUGGCGCAUGUCCAUAAUCGUUGGGUUCCAGAAGUUGAUAUCAAUAUCACUCCUGGAGGUCCUGAUCUUCUUUCCUUGUUUAACAAGAGGAAUCAUACUGAAAAGGCAAUUUGGAAGGAGGAAUGGACUAAGCCACACCGCCUGUUAAGGAAGAGGCUACUCACCCCCCCAAAAUUAGCUGAUGAUUUCUUUUCCUCAUCUGGUGUUAAAUACUCAUAUUGUACUCUUGAAUGGUUAGUGAAAUGGAGGGGUCUUGGCUAUGAUCAUGCAACAUGGGAAUUAGAGACUUUGCCCUGUUUAUGUACGCCUGAGGCUGACCAACUUAAAAAGAACUACAAGAACCGCCGUGAAGCUGCAAAACAAUCAUCUAUCCCUACACAAGCAAAGGUUAAGCAAAGCUUGUAUCAGAAACUUGAGAGAUUACCAGAUGGAUGCCAUUCUGAUUUUGACAAUGAUCACUUGUUUUCUAUCAAUCACCUCCGAGAGUUCUGGUACAAAUCUCGUGGCGCUGUUCUUGUUGAUGAUAAGGAGUUUGUAAUAAAGACUGUCUUAUUCACAAUGUCUGUAUUACCUGACGUCAAUCAACCCAUCCUAAUUGUCACAACUCCUGCUUCUCUAUCCUUAUGGGAGGUUCAAUUCAAUACCUUGGCACCAUUUAUCAAUGUUGUUGUGUAUGAAGGAGGGAAAGACACACUCAAAUUAAUUCAAGGUCUGGAAUUCUAUGAGAGCGGAAGCUCUAUUAUGUUGCAGGUUCUCUUAUCCCAUGCUGAUGCUAUCUUAGAGGAUAUCGAACCUAUAUCACGCAUUGGUUGGGAGGCAGUUAUAGUUGAUUAUUAUCAAAAAUCAACCUUACAUUAUCUCGAACAACUGAAGCAGCUUUCCACUGAUUUUAGAAUGUUGCUUGUGAGCUCCCCAAUUAAGGACAAUCUUCCUGAGUACAUGAAACUCUUAGAUUUCCUUAAUUCCGGAGAGCAAGAAAAUGGCAGUUGCGUUGAUACUGCUGAUGCCCUUGUGAUGUCAAAAGUAAACUUCAAAAGUCAUAUUGCAUAUGAGCGCCAAGCAGAUUCUUCAAAAAUAUCUGAGCACUGGGUUCCUGCUUACAUUUCACAAAUGCAGCUAGAGAUAUAUUGUUCCAUACUUCUUUCAAAUUCAUCUAUCCUCCAGUCAAAGAUGAAAAGUGAUGGCUCUCUUUGCGGCAUUAUUAUGUCUCUCUCAAAGUGCUGUGAUCACCCCUACCUCGUUGAUGAAUUCCUGCAAAAUUCGCCUGUCAACAAUCACGAUCGUACUGAUACAGAUACCAGAGUGCAAGCAUGUGGCAAACUACUGCUUCUUGAAAAAAUGCUUAAGGAGACAAGGAACAAGAGGAUGAGAGUCAUUAUUCUUUUUCAAUCUGGUGUAGCAGGUGGAAAAUCAAUGGGUGAUAUACUGGAAGGUGUUGUUUGUGACAGAUUUGGCCGCGAGUCAUAUGAGCGUAUUGAAAGUGGUGCACCAUUGUCAAGGAAAAAUGCAGCGUUAAACAUGUUCAAUGACAAGACUAAGGGGAGAUUUGUUUUUCUGAUUGAAAGUCGUGCAUGCCUCCCAAGUGUUAAGCUGUCAUCUAUUGAUGCUGUUAUCAUAUACAAUAGUGACUGUAACCCACUAAAUGAUCUGAAGGCUAUUCAAAGAAUCAAAAUAGAGUCACAGAAGUAUCCAGGCAUUUUUCGUUUAUACACUCCUUUCACCAUGGAAGAGAAGCAGCUUGUGCUUGCAAAACAUGGCAUGCUUAUUGGUAACUACAAGGAUACGCCACAUAGUUUGGGCCAUUCAUUGAUCAGUUGGGGUGCAUUGUAUCUUUUCACAAGAUUUGAUGAGCUUCAGCAUGAUAACUAUGCAAGUAGAAGUUUUGAAAGUGAUAUAGUUAUUCUGGAGUUAUUAAAAUUAGCCACAAAUGUUGAAGACAUCACUGAAUUCAAUUGCACGUCCAUAUCGAAAGCUAAUAUGAGCGGGGAGUUUUAUUCAAGAAGCAUUGUUUUAAUAGGCGAAAAUGUGGCAAUGCCUGCUUUGGAUGGAGAUCCAUCUAAUUUCUGGUUAAAUUUACUGGAGGGGAAAUCCCCUCGCUGGAGCAAUAUAUCUGAGCCAGAACAAUCAAGCCACAGGAUGGUACAGAACACAGAAGAACCAGCCAGAGUUCCCGCUGAAGAAGCCAGUGAAGCCAGAAGGAAGCGUAGAAAGGUUGAUGGAAUCACAGUCCCAUUUUCAAAACGUUCAUCUGACAACAGUUAUGAUGAUAUAUUACCUAAAAAAUGUUCUACAUUGAGCCCCCAUCUUCAACAACUUGCUGACACACACCAAAAAGAAGGGAUGAAAAAACUGACCACACCAAAGAAUCUUCACGUUCAACUUAAGCAAGAGCUGUCAAAACUAAUUAAGGUGUUACAACUGCCGGAUAAUGCAAGACUUCAGGCCGAACAGUUCUUUGAAUAUUAUUUGAAGAAUCAUCUAGUUGUACCCGAGCCAGUGGAGAUAUUGCACGCGUUCAACAUGGCCUUGUGUUGGCGUGCUGCUUCUCAUGUAAAUUAUAAGAUAGAUCGCAGGGAGUCAGUUGCCCUUGCUGAAAAAAGCUUCAAUUGUGAGUACAAUGAAGCGCUUGCGGGAUUGAUCUAUACGAAAUUAAGGACCCUAAAGAAAAAAUUCCCGAAUAGAGCAGGUGAAACAAGUAUCAAGGGUCAACCAGUAUCAGCAGAGGACACCCAGCUUUCAUGGCAAGAAACCUCUACUAACUUGGAAAAUGACAACAUGUUCCAAAACAAGGAAAUUGAUCUUCAUGGUAAUUUCACAAAUGGUGCACCUCAAGAGGUCUCAUCUGUUGCUGAUGAAACUCGCAAAGAAUGUCAUGUGCCAAAUGACGAGCCUCCUAAUAUGACUGUGGAGAAAAACAUAGAUUUCAUUGACAAUGUUUUCUCCUUAAGAAAAAAUAAUAUCCUUUGCAAACAACAGCUUGAGAUAUCAGGUUUAGUGACACACAGGCAGAACAAUGUCAUCAGACUGAAAGAAGUUUGCAAGUUAGUUCUGGAACAUAUUCGUAGAAGUCACAUCGAUGAAAUGACCAGGAUUGAAAAAAUAAAGCUGACUGCUCAGUGGUUCGCUAUGCUCACGUAUGCAUUUUUGGAGCACAUGAAGCUCCAGCAUGACAAGCUUGAGGGACUGCAGUCUGAUACAUGGUCUUCAGAGUGUGAACUGAAGGAAAAGCUCCACCAGGUAGCAAAAUCAGGCCAAUUAGAUAAAGACUUUGACCGGCAUAUUGCUCUACCUGACUCAAACUUUGUUAUGGAAGAAUUCAUCCAUCUUAAGGAACAGAAUGAUGAGUAUCGCAUUGCUGAAAGUUCUGUGUCAGAUUGUCAGCAGUCAUCAAAUGACGCAUUGUCGAUGGAGAUUACAUUAGUACAAAGUGAAGCUUUGUCAGAUCCCAUAUCUAUACAUGCAAUGGAAAAUGAGCCAGUUGAGACUUCUGUGGGCUCUGGCGGGGGGCCAGCAUCAGAAGCCGUUGAUUUUGAAGAAAGCAAUAUCCAAUCUACUUCUGAUGGCAUUAUUGCACAAAGAGCUGGCUGUUCAUCAAGUACUAUUCCUGCAAAUGAUGAUUCCACCGGUCAGGAAUCCUCAACCAGUGAGUGUAUAAAUACUGAACAUAUUGAGAUAGACAAUAUUGCUAAGCCAAUUAUGUUGCCGGGAGGUGCAACUUCCCUUGUUAAGGGAGUUCACGCAAACAAUGAUGACAUUCUUCACGCAGAUGGAGUCCACUUGGAAUCACCAAAUUUGACUUCUUCACAAAGCCUUGCAGCCUUGGUGGGAACUCAAGCUGUUCUAUCAUGCAUGCCUCCCCAACAAAGCACAGAUCUGUCAGCUCAACAAACUGUAGCACCUUCACAGUGUCCACCUGCUGAAGCAGAGCAGACAGGUUUGUCGGGCACACAGGCGGUUCAGGUUUUGCAGCCUGAAAUGCAACCAUCAAUCUUACUUUCGGGUGCUCCACCUCAAAGGACGCACCCUGAUGACAGGAGCCAAGCAGGUUGUCAACUAGAUAGAGCAACUGGACUGUCAAAGGGAGGUGCAGCAACUUCUCACCAUUUAGGUGAUGUCAGAAUGGACGUCCAGGAAAAAGAUGAUGGCAAUGUAGUUGCUGAUCCAGUGCUUCCAGAAUCUCCAACUUACCCUGCAGAUAGCCCAGUCACCCUACAAGUGUCUAAGGAAGUUGAAUCCCACAUCUGCGAACCAAGUAUGGCUGCGAAACAAAGUUUGGCAAUUUCGCGGCUUCCACCAGCUGAAGCAGAACCGUCAAAUAUAUUAGGCACAGAAGCAGCUUGGAAUUUGCAGUCCGAAGUGCAAUCAUCAACCUCAAUGCAGGAUGAACCUGCAGAGGGAGAGGAUGAACCUGGGGCAGAGGAUGAGCCUGAGGUAGAGGAUAAACCAGUGGGCAUGGUGACAGCCCAUGAUCUCCAGUCCGAAAUACAACCAUCAGCCUCAGUGCCUGCUGAACGAAGUACAUGUCUGCCUGCCCAACAAAGUUUAGCAACUUCACGACAUCCACCAGCAGAAGCAAAACAGGCAGAUAUAUUAGGCACAGAGCCAGUCUGCGAUUUGCAGCCCGAAGUGCAACCAUCAACCUCAGAUGAACCUGCAGAGGCAGAGGAUGAACCUGAGGUACCUGAGGAAGAGGAUGAACCUGAGGUACCUGAGGAAGAGGAUGAACCUCCAGAGGCAGAGCGAGCAGGUACCUUGGGUGCCAUAGCAACUCAGGAUUUGCAGCCUGAAAUGCAAUCAUCAACCACGCAUGUAGAACCUUCACUGGAUCCACAUGCAAUGGUAGACUCGGCAGGCAUGGUCACAGCUCACGAUCCCCAGUCCGAAAUACUACCAUCAGCCUCAGUGCCUACGGAACAAAGUACAAGCCUUCCUGCCCAACAAAGUUUAGCAACUUCAGGACAUUCACCAGCAGAAGCUGAACAGGCAGAGGCCACAUGCGAUUUGCAGCCUUCACAAAGUGAAGUGCAAGUGUCAACCACAAUGCAGGAUCAACCUACAGAAGGAGAAGCAUGUAUCUUGGGCGCCAUAGCUGCUCGGAGCUUGCAGCCUGGAACACAACCAUCAACAUCAGCGCAGAGUGCUCCUUCUGAAAGAACCUAUCUGGCUGGCAUGCCUGUGCUACAAAGUUAUAGUGUAGAACCUUCACUGGAUCCACAUGCCAGAGCAGAAUCAACACAUACUUUGGGCUCACUGAUAGCUCAUGAUCUGCAUACUGAAGUACAUCCAUCAGGCUCAAUGCAGGAUCGACCUGCAGAAGGAGAAGGAGCAGCUAUGUUAGGUUCCACGGCAGCCCAGGAUUUGCAGCCUGAACUGCAAUCAUCAACCACAGUUCAUGUUCCACCUGAAAGAAUGCACACUGAAGAAAGGACACAAAUUGGUUUUCAGCCACAUAGGGUACCUGCUCUUGAGCAGCCCACCCAACAACAUCCAGUCACAAGAUUAGUGUUUAAUAAUCCAAUUCUUAGUGACGAACCGCUGAAAAAUGAGUUGGACAGGUUAAUGCAUUGCAACAAUGUGCUUAGUAAAGACCAUGAACAUAAGAAAUCACUACUUCUAAUAGAGUACAACCAAGAAAUAGAGAAGAUAAAAAAGAAGUAUGACUUCUUACUUCAGAAAGAAGAUUCCGCUUAUCUUCACACCCAGCGUGAGCUUACUGAUCUCUACAGGAAAGUGUUUGUAAACAAAUCACUAGCUGAUAAUUUUCAAGGGAUGUUCACACCAUCAUCUGCAGCUCAAGGGAGAUCGACGAACCCUGUAAUGGAGCGACAAUUUGAUUCUUCAGCGGCUCAGACUGCAGCAUUACCAGUUAUUUCCUCAUCAGCCAUCAGACCACCAGGAUCUUAUGUCCGACCUCCGUUUGUGGCUGAAGCAUCAUCAUCAUCAUCAUCAUACAGCAGCUACGGAUCCGCUGGAGCACAACCAAGUGCUGUCCAACCACUAUCAGCCUUAGCCAGCAAUCUGUAUAGAAGAACAAUGUCACAUGUUCCUCCGCCGCAUCUGCCUCAUGGCAGCUACAGAUCUGCUGCAGACCAACUGCGUGCGCCCUCUCCUCAUCUCCAGCAGCCGAGGAUACCCUCUCAGCAUGCCAUGCACACGGACCAGCAGCAGCUUCCUGCUACCAGUACAGCGGUUGCAUCAUUGGGACAGUAUGCCCCUGCUAUCAUGGGAAGCUACGUAUCGACAGUUCCACAGGGAGGCGCCGUACUGAACUCCAUGGACCCAAGUUCAGCUCACCAAGCAAUGCUGCCACCAGCAUCAAGCUCACGCCCAGCUCGCCGAGCGUCCUCGCUGCCACCUGGCCGACACCCAGAGUCCAUGGUCAACUUGCAGCCAUCUAGUUCAAACCCCAUCUUCAUGCCAGCCCAGCAGCAAUCACCAUAUCCAAGCAUGGCCUUGGGCGGCACCUCAGGUCCGCAGAAUGCAGCGCCAGGAAUCCAGCAGCACAGAGGUGCUCGGAUAGCCGGCGUGAAUCACAAUCAGCCUGGCUCUGAACCGGCGUCGCUGAACCCGUAUAUGCCAGCUAGGUUCGGCCUGGGUAGCAGUCCCACGGACACAGCGGUGGUGUGCCUUUCUGACGACGAAUAGUCCGAUGUCUUGCUGACUUAGUAGCCGCCAAUCUAACGCCUCUCGCAUCAUCAUCUAUGUAGCGAAGCGAUGGACAGUUGCAAAUGAGGGAGAACAUUGCACCUGUUGAGAGAACAUUGUACUGAUGUUAUUACAAAGUUUUGUGUAGUGCCAGUCUUCGUAGCAAAUGUCUGACAAUUUCUUUUCAUG
Molecule: messenger RNA, 8154 nt
Organism: Lolium rigidum
Lineage: Eukaryota; Viridiplantae; Streptophyta; Magnoliopsida; Poales; Poaceae
Exons: 21
Coding region: 1-7965 (2654 amino acids)
Biological process (GO): chromatin remodeling; negative regulation of transcription by RNA polymerase II
Cellular component (GO): nucleus; chromatin
Molecular function (GO): ATP hydrolysis activity; DNA binding; ATP-dependent chromatin remodeler activity
Source: RefSeq, a predicted model, not a curated record